AUGUCGUCCAUCUCGAUUGCGACCCUCCCACGCAUGACGCGCGAUACUCUCGCUGCUCUCCUCACUGCCGGAACCAAUAAAGUAGUAGUCGUCGACGUCCGCGAUUCAGACCACGUUGGCGGCCACAUCAAAUCAUCAACCUGGGUCCCCAGCUCCUCUCUCGACGUCCGCCUACCAGAGCUCCUGCGCACCCUCCAAGAUAAGGAGAAAGUGGUCUUCCACUGUGCUCUGAGCCAGCAGCGAGGUCCUUCUGCGGCGCUUCGCUAUGCCCGUGAGCGUGAGCGCACUCUUAGUGCUGAGGAAUUUGAGAAGCAAGAGGUUUAUGUUCUUACUGGCGGGUUUACGGAGUGGCAGGAGAAGUAUGGCAAAGAUGAGAAUUUGACCGAGGCGUAUGCCGAGGAUAUCUGGCAGUAUGAGUGA
Messenger RNA from Penicillium argentinense, 420 nucleotides. Its product is annotated as phosphatase YCH1. Gene Ontology annotation, cellular component: cytoplasm; nucleus. The record is from RefSeq and is a predicted model, not a curated record. Lineage: Eukaryota; Fungi; Ascomycota; Eurotiomycetes; Eurotiales; Aspergillaceae. The transcript is spliced from 2 exons. Gene Ontology annotation, molecular function: protein tyrosine phosphatase activity. The coding region runs from base 1 to 420 and encodes 139 amino acids.